GAAGAGUUGUACUGGUAAGGAAAAACAUAGCCACCGAGCCUGCAAUGGCGGAUGAUCUCUGUUUCUGCUGCAAAAGAAAGACUUAAUGGAAAAGCUGAACAUGUAAGUCCCAGGAAAAGAACAACUCGGCACGUCAGUAAAUAUUUCUGGUAAGCCGGUUAAGACACUUACAUGGACCGACCAUGCAGUCUAUACUAGCUAAGAAAGUCAGUUUUACGUAAGCUUGUGCAUACACCUAUUUCACUCACAGUUCGGGUUGCUUUGCGCAAUCAUGGUCAUUGAAACACAGAAUACAAUGCAAUGCUUUGCUUAAAAGUGACCACGAAACAAUGGCUUUCAAAGACCAAAGCACGAUUCCCAAAGCAACCUUUAUUGAAAUAGGUGUACUACACAGCAGAAGUGACUUACUUCUGCUGAACGUAGCUCACAACAAGCUGGUAGUAUAAAGGGUUCCUUAAAAUGAAGGGUGGACUAGAGUGGCCCUACAUUCUCUUUGUCCUUACUCUUUCCAAUUUCCAGCCUUAAAUGAGGGACGAUGCCACUUCUAUGUUACUUCAAUGUCUUUUCAUCCUUUAACUCUGAUGUUAUAGCUCUGGUUUGAUGCAAUAAUUUCAUUUUGAACAUCACAUGCAAUAUUCAGGAUAAUUUCAAGCCCAAUGAAAAAUCUCCUCUUAUACUCCUAGCUUGUCAUGUGUAAAAAAAUCCUUGAACCCAAUGGAAACUUACCUUGUUUUUUGUAAAGCUCACAGAUUUCCAGAUUGUUUUGUUUUAUUUACAAACAUUUGUAGGAAAAGAAGAAAUCAUGAAUAGUCAAGACCUAGUGAAGUUAUCAGCUGAUAAUGAAGAGCACAAGCAGCAUAAAAAACGAACCAAGAAAAUAAAGGCACAACUUAAAGAUCAGGUAAUCUACCUGUACUUAGUUGACUAUAAAACAAUGAACCUUAACCUUUGGUCACAAGCAGUACAAGAAAAAGGUUACCAUAUUUACCCGUGUAUAAUGCGCACCCGUAUAUAAUGCGCACCCUAUUUUUCAAGACACUUUCUAGAAAAAAAUUGUAAUUCCUAUUGUCAUUAAAGCCACAAACCGAAACAUUUUCAGCGCAAAAUACAACAAAAUAUUCUUCAGUAUAACAGUUUAUUACAAGUACCCGUAAACUUUAAGUUUACAGAAGAAAAGCUCGACUUUUUUUCUUACAAUCUUUGUUACAGUACAGCAAUGAUCCUAGUGGCCUAUUUACAAUAAUACCGAUAGCUUAAAAUCCUUCGGAAACAAAAGGUUCCGUGUAUAAUGCGCAGCGUAAUUUUUCAGCCUCAAAUGUCGUAAAAAAAGUGCGCAUUAUACACGGGUAAAUACGGUACUUCCCUACUCUUUUCGAACAGCAGGUUUGGGUUCUUUUAUGUCUCCUUCAAUUUGACCAAUGAAAGAAGGAUCAGGAGAUGUGUUCAACAGCUUAACGUCACUGCCCAACAAUGCUAUCAUUUGAACUGAGACAAGGUCGUAAAUGACAGCCAUGAUCUUAACUGGUUUUGAGACCCUGUUUAUUGAUCUGGCCUGAGUUUGAAUCUGGGUCCUUCACUGGCAGAUCAGGGGCUCUCCCAACUAAGCUAACUGGGCAGCGGUUGAGACAAUUUGAUGAGCAUUGUUCUUGUCAUCUUUUGAAUAGAUUGAGUUUUACUUUGGAGAUGCAAACCUCCUGAAAGAUCGUUUUAUGAAACAAGAAAUUAACAAGCACCCGGAAGGAUGUAAGUAUUCUUGAAAUCAAGGGUGGCGAUCAUAUAAAGUUUUUUGUUUUCUAAAUCAAUGACUGACAACAAUAAUGUAAUAUAUUAUUCAAUUUCUUCCUCAGAUGUUGCCAUUUCAACUAUUGCUAACUUCAACAGAAUGAAAAAGAUAACUGAUGAUAUGAACCUUGUUAUUAAGGCCAUGAAAAUGUCUCCAAUACUUGAGGUAUGUUGUCCAUAAGUCCACUUUUUAAAAUGCAAGGUCUUGCUGGUAAGAUGUUGAAAGUUCAAGAUCUUGCCAGCACAGCUGUGUGUUAUGACAACAGACUUUUUAUAUUUUCAGGUCAGUGAAGAUGAGACAAUGGUGAGACGAAAAGCUCCUGUCCCAGAGCCAAGAAAUGUUGAUGCAGAAACAAUUUAUGUUGUACGUAUAUCAGUUUGUUAAACUUAAUCGUCUCUUGGGGAAUGAAUAGGCUGUAGUGAGUAAUAAGUCCACACGUAAGAAUUUCAUCUUAAAACUUCAGAAUGUUUGAAUCCCAAGCAAAACUCUAAUGCAUUAGAAAACCCAAUAGGUGGUUUUCACGUUACAUCAUCGCUGCCAUGCUGGUGGACAGUAAACAAAAGAUCGCUCAUUAGCUUGCUUUGUUUGUCCACCAGCAUUUGUUCAUUUCACCAUUGUUAUUUGUGUUUCCCGAGGAUGCAUGAAAACCACCUAUAUGAUUUGUUUUACCUGUGAUAAAGCUCUUUUACUGGUAGGUAUACAGUCCCCUGGGUCAGGAAUCAGCCUCUUAGGAAAACAUCUCAUCCCAUAAGACUUAUCGAAAUGAUAGGUCACUGUCUUGUGCACUAGUUUUCUCAUUUUAUUGUGUGAUACAUGUUAUGGAAAAUUCUUUUCAUUUGUUUUACAUGGUAAGCUGACGAUUGUUUAUACUUUAAAUGGAUGUGAUCUUGUAGGAAAGACUUCCCCCUUAUGCUGAUCAUGACUGGGUUAAGGAAAUUUUUAGCAAGUAUGGAAAGGUUGUUUAUGUCAGGUAAGUCCUACACUUUAAGACUCCUAACCUCUAAUUAUCUGCAUCUACAAGCAAAACUUUCAUUUGGUACUGGUUGUUUAUGUUGUACAAGGUGGCUAUAAUUUGUAAGUUCAUGUUCAUGGAUGAAACGUCAUAGAGUAAUGAUUCAAAUGAAAGCUGCCAACUAGUACUUUCCUGUAGUCCGGUUAUUUUGCUGUACAAGGUUGUUAUAGUUUUUGAGUCUGUGGAUGAAACCUCACAGUGCGACAAUUCAAAUGAAAGCUACCAAGUAGUGCUUUGUUAUGGUACUGUCUUAUCUAUCAUGCUGUACAAACCGGUUCUAACUUUUGAAUCUGUGAAGCAAAACCUCUUCAGCAGUACCUUCAAGUGGUGCUAUUUUUUUUUCCAAUAUUUUUCAAGAGAUUUGUUUUUCCCUUUUAUUACGACUUUGGAUACCUAAAGAAGUAAGCAUAUUUAUUUUUCUAAUACAGCAUCCCAAGGUUCAAACACACUGGAGACAUAAAGGGAUUUGCUUUUGUGGAGUUUGAAUCUGCAUUGCAAGCUCAAGAAGCACUGCAGGUAUUUGUUAUUUAUCAUUUUUCUCCACAUUCAAGCAGCUUCUCUCAAACACCCCUGCAGGGGUAUUUAUAUUAAUGAAAGGUAAGGGCCCAUUUACUAUUAAACUCAGAAACCCACAAACAGGUUGAGACACAUGAGCAAGUCUGAGAACCACAACCUACUUACCAUUAUUACUGGUGGUUAGUUUUCUCACGUAUGAUUAACUUUUUCCUUGCAACACAAUUAAACACCUGAUGCAUUUCUAGCCAAGAGUUUGCGGCUUUCUGAAUUUCACAGUAAUUGGAUCCAACAUGUAAGGUAGAAACCUUGUCCGAUUCCAGGCAGCAAGAAAAGUACACUCGGCUCUCUCUUGCAUCAAAGUUUAAACUAACUCCCUCCCCACGGUCUUGGGGGAGAAGGGAGAAGGUUUAGAGAAGACAGUUUUAAAGCGGUAAAACAUCAUUGAUUCCUGACAGGUUGCUUUAUACUUAUAAAAACACUUGUACUCUUUUUGUUCACUUUUAAUUUCCAACUACUUUGUAGGUUUUCAAUAAAGGAGGUAAGACCAAGCAAGAUGCGGUUCCUGAAGAGAAAACUGAAAACUCACCCAGUGUAGUUCAGUCGAUUGAACAGCAGAAGGUGUCAAAAGGAAAGAGAAAGCGAUCACUUAGCGAAUCAGAACUAGACACACAACAAAAACACAAAGAAAGAAAAAGAAAACGAACAAUCAGUGAUUCGUCAGACACUGAGCAACAUGAUGACAUUCAACAAAAAACUGAAGACAUGAAAAAUAAAGACCAUGGAAAAGAACGUAAAGAAAACAGUCGGGGGAAAUCCACUGAUGAGGCAGGUGAAAACGAGAAGAGUAAAAAAAGUGUCAGGUGGGAAGAAGGUCAACAAGAAGAAAUUAGGGAUAAUAAAAAGGGUGAGGAAACAACAUCAGUUGUAAGCCGGAAAAGAUCGCAUGAGGAAUCCAUGAUUAACGAGGAUGAAGUUCAGCAGAAAAGACAGAAAAUAAGUGACAAGUCUGAAGAAAGCGGCGAGGAUGAAACUGCUGAGAGAAAUAAGAAACAGAAGAAGAGAAAAAGGAAGAAGAAGGAAAAGAGAGAAACAAGACUGCCGCACUUACGAGUGAUUUCCAAGUAAGUCAAGGGACUUAAUGUCUCCUAAUAAAUGUAGUAAUGGGUAUCACCUAAGCUGCUGACCAAUCAGAGCACGAGAGAUUUCACUGAAAUGACUAAUGACCAAUCAGAGCACGCUGCAUCACACUGUGACAUCACUUAAGUUCAUGACCUCAUUCCCAGGGUUCUCUCUCUUCCACCCGCGAAAGAGGAAGAGAUAGAACCCUGGGAGUGAGCUUGUAAAGUUCAAGGUUAGAUUUGUAGAGCAGAAGUGACAUCUACUAUUUUACUAAGUUUUAACUGUGCAUGGCAGAUGACCACUUUUUUUAGGAAGGUUUUAAUCUUCAGCUAGGGAGUAUAAAGUUACAGUAAGCCAUGUGUAACAAUCUUGAAUUUACAUUUAUUUGAUUUUACUAAAAUGCACAAGCAGAUGCUUUGUUUACUCUCACUAAGUUUUUUUAUGGUUUCUUUUCUUAAAGGUUAGAAUGGUUAGAACUGAAAAAGGAAUACAAGAACUUGCAAAGGGAAGCCAUGAAUAAAUUGAAGAAACAAUUGCAGGAAAAAUCCUCUGCUGAUGGAAACAAGACUGAAGAACAGAAAUAUGUCAAACCACCACAAAAUGGUACUACAAAAGGAAGAGAUAUCAAGUCCAAUGAGCCAAAACAGGCGGAUAUAAAUAAGCUUCCAUAUACACCAGGAGUUGUGUUAAAGUUCUAUUGUAAAGGAUCUGGUCUGACUAAGAGAGAAUUGAGGGUAUGCGGCUCAAUCUUUGUAUGUACAGUCUGUUCAAGAGAUUUUACAUUUUUUGCUUUUCAUUCUUGGUGACAUUGGAUUUAAGUAGCUUAACUGGAUUCUUUCGAUGAAAGCUUAACCGUUCUUCUGAAGUUUACGAAGUAUUACGUGUCUCUAUUUGUACAGAUUUUAGUGGGUAAAAUUGUCCUGGCAAAAUGUAACUUAGACUGACCUGGUCCAUAAUCAAGCAUGGCUGCUUAUUAGAAAGCGUUGUUAUCAUCUUCUCUUUUCUUUUCGCAGGACAAGUUUUCUUCGUAUUCCCCGGUGGCUUAUUUAGAUUUGGCAGAGGGUGACGAUGAGGUACAAACGAUAUUGUAUCUUCAUUCAACGCUACUGUAUAUUUGUAAUUGAUACAAAAUAAUAGCCAUUUUGUUUUAUAUCUUGUUUACAGGGUCAUGUUCGUUUUCACACAGCAGAAAACUGCAAUUCAGUUUUCACAGCGAUGUCAUCGACAAGCGAUAAACUAAAAGUUGAAAAACUUACAGGUAUCUUAAAAGUGUAAAUUCGUGCUUUUUUUUUCAUCAGUUUCACAGUAAGCAUGAACAAGCAUCAUAGCCUUCUUUCAGUGAAGCACCCAUUGCAGUAUCUAAGGGCUUGUGACCGCAUUGGCGGAUCCAGGGGGAGGGUCUGGUGGGUCUGACCCCCCCCCCCCUAUAAGACCUGACACUUGUUUGAGACAGGAUCGUAAAUCACGUUUUAAAUGGGUGAUUUUUAACUAAACCAUUAACACAAUUGAUGCACAAGGCUGCACAAGAUUUCUUAAGCUACGUUCAUAUUGUACCGGAUAGCUUUCCCGCCGGCGCGAAAAUCAUACCGAGUAGGGCUCCUGUUUACACAUAAGAACGGUGAUUUCUGUGACGGAGCGAAGCUGCGCUGCGCCGAUCUCUUAAGAGGAGAGUCACGUAUGGGAUUGGUAUUCAUACCAUAGCGGUUAGUUUUUGCGCCGGCGCGAAAAUCAUACCGGAUAGGGCUUCUGUUUACACAUAAGAGAGGUGAUUUUGCCGCGAUUUCUCUUACGGAGCGAUGCUGCGCUGCGCCGAUCUCUUAAGAGGAGAGUCACUGAUUGGAUAGGUCUUCACACUAUACCUGAUACCCGGGGGGGGUACUCCCCUAUAAGGGCUUAAUGUGGACGUGCGGCGAGCCAGGGUAUGUUUUUCGGGAUUUUUGUCUUAAACAGGGUUUCGAUUUAAUCAUUUUUUGUCUUAAUCACGGCAUCGAUUUUAUCAGUUUUUGUCUUAAACAGUGUAUUUUUUCUGGGACGAUAAACAGCCUUUGGGUAUGUUCUACGAACUAAACUACAGUAAAAUUUCUAUUUAUUAUUGUCUUACACAGGGUAUGGUUUCGGGUUAAAUGUCUUAAACAGGGUAUCAAAAAUCGGAAUUCUGUCUUAAACAGGGUAGGAAAAUCAGAGAUUUUUGUCUUAAACAGGGUCAGGGUAUUGGGGGGCCGGACCGCACCUCCCCACCCAAGGAUAUAUCGAGUACCCCCAUCUCCCGGUACCGGAUAGCUUUUGCGCCACCACGUGGCCUUACCGGAUAUGGCUUUUCGUGUCGGCAUUAACUGAAACUAUCCGGUCCAGUAUAGUGUGAAUACAGCUUAAGAAAUCUUGUGCGGCGUUGUGCAUCUUUAUACGAUGAUCUGUAAACAUCCUUGUAUUUAAUUUGCAGAGGAGGCUGAGAAGACGUAUUGGGAGAAAAUAAAUGCUGAUCGCAUGGUUAGAUUUAAUUCCAAGAGGCAGAAGAAACGCGGAACCGAAAAGGUAGGUACAGUGAUGUAGGUUAUUGUUCGCUUGCUUCUCUUAAUAUUUGCUUUCUAUUCCUUGAGUUUUUGAGUAUGAUUUUAGCUCUUAGUGAGACGUUUUACUUGUCGUUAACUGAUUUUUAGAAGAUGCAGCAAUAUUUUGGCGAGAAAAACCUGAAAAAGUACGACCUGACAUCAUCAAUGGCUGAGAAAGGCUCGCCAACCUUGAACUCGCGGCGUUUUGGCGUCUGGCAUGGAAAGAAAGGCGACACCGAGAAACUAUUUCUUUUACUUUUGCUCCCGGGGGGGGGCACUCCCAUACAUUACCUAUACGGGUAUGUGCCGCCCAACGGGGUCGUGAUUUUGAAGCUCCUGAUUUAGAACGGGGUAUCCAUUUCAGGGGCGUUUUCUAGAACGGGGUAUAAAAAAUUGUGGAUCACGGCUUUAUCUUCUGCUUAAAAUUGUUGCUGAUUAUGAAGAAGCAUUUAUUUGAUGUAUAAGUCGAACAAGGAAAGAAAUAUCUCUUAAAAUACAGGGCUUUUUCAAUUUACAAACUUUCUAGAACGGAGUAUAAGCAACUGGCCCAUUUCUAGAACGGGGUAUCAGUUUUAGGGCGAAUUCUAGAACGGGGUAUAAAAAAUUGGCUCAUUUCUAUAACGGGGUAUCAAUUUUAGGGGAAAUUUUUUUUAGAACGGGGUGCCAAUUUAGAGUCCCGGGCGGCACAUACCCACCCAAAAAUUAUCCAAGUGCCCCCCCCGGGCUUUUGCUCCCUUUUUUUCAGGUGGCAAGAAAAGCUGAAGCCCUUCAACUGCAGCGUCAAAGCCAUAUCCGUUUUGACGAAAGCGAAGACGAAGAACAUACAUGA
This is a messenger RNA of Porites lobata, 7808 nucleotides long. The record is from the annotation of a GenBank genome assembly. NCBI's taxonomy places the organism in Eukaryota, Metazoa, Cnidaria, Anthozoa, Scleractinia, Poritidae.